Molecule: messenger RNA, 1792 nt
Organism: Phyllotreta striolata
Lineage: Eukaryota; Metazoa; Arthropoda; Insecta; Coleoptera; Chrysomelidae
Source: the annotation of a GenBank genome assembly
AUUUCGUUAGACAUUAUUAAUAUUAAAGGUAUUUCAUCAGCUCAAAGGUCAAGAUGAUGAUAAAGAUAGCGUAAAGAACUCUCACCGACAAAACAAACUUAAAGUGCGCUAAAAUUUGUUCGAUUGUUCGAAUGCAAAUUAAAAAUGCCGCAAAAUAAACAAAAAUCCGCUAAAGAAAAACUCAUAGAAUUUUUGGAAAACAACAGAGGCUUAGUCGUACUGUUCUUUUGCCUACCGGCUAGUUUCCUAUUCGACCUAUUUCUAACAGCCAAACGAAACAUCCACAGGCUGCUAUUCAGCAGUCCCAAAUUACACGAAACUCGCGCGGCGAAAAUCCAAUCGCAAAUUCGCAAAUGGAACGAAUCGCCGAAAGAAAACAGAAAAUUACUCUGCACGUCGCGCCCCAAUUGGCUCAGUUUAUCCACCACUUUCUUCAAAAAAGACCAAUGCCAUCAAAUCCAAGUGGAUUUAUUCGACAUACUAUCGCUGGACGAAGAAAAUCUAACGAUAAGAUUAGAACCAAUGGUAACGGUAGGAGAAAUAACCAAUUACCUCAUACCGAAGGGUUAUACGCUAGCAGUAACUCUAGAAAUAGCAGAUGCUACCGUAGGAGGUCUCGCCAUGGGCACCGGCAUGACUACGCACUCUCACAAAGUAGGUUUAUACCAAGAAAAUGUCGUAUCCUACGAAGUUAUAUUAGGCGAUGGAAGCCUAGUAAUCGCCUCGAAAGAAGAAAACGAAGAUUUAUACAACUGCCUACCUUGGUCGCACGGUAGUUUAGGCUUCCUGGUAGCCCUUACAUUGAAAAUAGUCAAAAUUAAACCGUACAUAAAAAUGAGCUACACUCCCGUGAAAGGUCAAAAGGACUACUGCGAGAUGAUCAGGUUCCUUUCGGGAGACGAUGGUACCGAUUACCCCGUAGCCGAUUACAUCGAAGCUACGAUAUUCAAUCGAAACGAAGCCGUUAUUAUGACAGGACAAUAUUCCGAUUACCAACCUACUCUACCAAUAAACAACGUCACUAAUUGGUACAAACCGUGGUUUUACAAAUACGUCGAAACGUUUUUAACUAGAGGAAAACACACCGAACUCAUACCGAUCAGGGAAUAUUUACUGCGCCACAACCGAGCGAUAUUCUGGGUAGUCGAAUCGAUGAUACCGUUCGGAAACAAUCCCUUAUUCAGGCUGUUAUUCGGUUGGCUUUUACCGCCUAAACCCGCAUUUUUGAAGUUCACCACGACCCCCGGUAUCAGAAACUUCACGUUCACCAAGCAAGUGUUCCAAGACAUCGUACUUCCCAUAAGGAAACUAGAAGAUCAGAUAAACGUAUCGGAGAAACUGUUCGACGCUUAUCCUCUGCUGGUAUAUCCUUGUAAAAUUUACGAUCACGGAGAAAUGAGCGGACAAAUCAAACGACCCAAUCCGGAUUAUAUUGUGGAUGGUACUAAUUACGCUAUGUACAAUGAUUUAGGAGUGUACGGAGUGCCGGGUUUCGUGAAACGUAAGGAGAAAUACAACCCUGUGGAUUCCAUGAGGAACAUGGAGAAGUUUACUAGAGACGUUGGUGGUUUUUCGUUUCUAUAUGCGGAUAUUUUCAUGACGAGGGAAGAAUUCGAAGAAAUGUUCGAUUUGAAACUGUACGAAAUCGUCCGGAGGAAAUAUUUCGCUGAUGGAGCCUUUCCGCAUUUGUACGAUAAAGUCAAGCCCGAGAUAGACGUUUUCGAAUUGGGAAGGCAAUGCGAAUGAAACCUGUAUUGUAAUUUUACUUACCUUUAAGUUAGAUAUAUGUUUG